This is a messenger RNA of Morus notabilis, 267 nucleotides long. Its product is annotated as 60S ribosomal protein L27. Bases 1 to 267 code for a protein of 88 amino acids. The record is from RefSeq and is a predicted model, not a curated record. Gene Ontology annotation, biological process: translation. Lineage: Eukaryota; Viridiplantae; Streptophyta; Magnoliopsida; Rosales; Moraceae. Gene Ontology annotation, cellular component: ribosome; cytosolic large ribosomal subunit. The transcript is spliced from 3 exons. Gene Ontology annotation, molecular function: structural constituent of ribosome.
AUGAGGUACCCGAGCAAGGUCAUCCCCAAGGACUCAGCCAAGAAGAUGGUGAAGAAGUCGCACAUGAAGGCUUUCGUCAAGCUCGUCAACUACCAGCACCUCAUGCCGACUCGCUACACCCUCGACGUUGACCUCAAGGACAUUUGCCAACACUCCACUCUCCAGUCCAAGGAUAAGGUCACUGCCUUGAAGGAGACCAAAAAGUGCCUCGAGGAGAGGUUCAAGACUGACAAGAACAUGUGGUUCUUCACCAAGCUCAGGUUUUGA